This is a messenger RNA of Drosophila virilis, 2787 nucleotides long. RefSeq names its product oocyte zinc finger protein XlCOF28. NCBI's taxonomy places the organism in Eukaryota, Metazoa, Arthropoda, Insecta, Diptera, Drosophilidae. Gene Ontology annotation, biological process: positive regulation of transcription by RNA polymerase II. Gene Ontology annotation, cellular component: nucleus. The record is from RefSeq and is a predicted model, not a curated record. Gene Ontology annotation, molecular function: zinc ion binding.
GCAUAUUCUGUGAAUUCGAUUGUUUGUCCAUACAUUUUGUGCAUCUUUUGUUGUUGAAGAAUUGCAAUUUAACUAUAUUUGACUAAGUACAAAAACAAUCGUGAAAUACAUUAUUUGUUUUGGAUUCUGUCAAACAGUAUAAAGAUUGGCAAACCUGGACGAUCAAUUUUCAUUGUCUCUUCAACUUGCACUUGAGAUUAAUUCAACGAAAAAACUAACACGAUGUACAAUAACAAGAGAAAAGGUGUAAAGUGUAGAAUUAAAGCAUGCUCGCGAAGCUACAGAAACGGCCCGCUUGUGCGACUGUUCAAAUUUCCCAGCAAUGACGCUCUUCGUCGCGAAUGGAUCGCGAGUUGUGGACUCCCACAGGAUAUUGAUACGCGCAAUGCGUAUCUUUGCGAUUUACAUUUUGAAAAAUUCUGUUUUUUCAAAAAGAAAAUAAGAUCAGAAGCAGUGCCAACCCUGCAUUUGCCAGAGCCUUCGAAGUCGAACAUAGACAUACCAAAAGCACCGGAUAAUAUGGUCGCAAGCCCGAUUCGUAGGCAAGCCGACCCGAUUGACAAUAUUCCGAUAUGCAGUCGCAUUGUGGACAACACAACAGAUGUGGAAUUAGAAGUAUGCCGUGCCUGCAUGACCAGCUCAGUGGCGCUCGUGGAUAUCUUCGCCGAUCAGAGGCAACCCAGUCUGGCAGAUAUGCUAAACGAGUGUGUCGCCUCGAUCAUCGUCCAACGAAAUGAUGAGCUGCCGCAGAAAAUAUGCCUCUCGUGCAUUUGUGAUCUACAAACGGCAUUUGAUUUCCAGCGCAGGUGUGAGCAAAGCCAUCAGAAGUUACGGGAAAUGGUUAAUAAACGUAAGAUGGAACCCGCAAUAAAUAUGGAAAUGGCAGACGAAGACAUGGACAUAGCUCGGCUCAGGAUGGAAAUAGACGAAUUGUUGCGCAGUGGGGAUAAAUUGCCAGAGGAUCAAAUGGAAUUCCUGCCUGAAAAUGAUAACAACGCAAAUGCACCCCUAAGUAUUUUCAGUUCUCGGGAUGUUAGUACUAUACCCGCCUAUAACUCCAAUCAAAGGCAGUCUAGCCUUCUGCUGGAUGGCACAAAUCCAAGCAACAGAGAGGUUAAUGUCCGGUCCGAGCUGCUUGAAGUAGAAAGCUGGGAACUGGCCGGCCGUUACAAUGAAAUAGGCUGCAGCAAAGAUGUAAAGGAUAAAGAGGAUAACAUUAAGGGGCAACAAACUCAACUAAGCUCAAAGAACUACGAAGAAUGCAACGCAGAGCGCAGUUCUCUUGCUGUUGACGAGCCUGGAAUAGAUACUAAAACUAAGCAAUUUAUAUGCCCACACUGCCAGAAAGAUUUUGUAAUUGAAUCCACCUUCAAACUUCAUAUUCUUACGCAUACGAACGAACUACCGCAUCAGUGUCCUCACUGCCCCAAAGCCUUUAAAUAUUCCGCGAAACUGCGCUCACACAUCUAUAUUCAUGGAGGUAAAACGGCCUUCAAGUGUCAUUACUGCAGAAGAUACUUUUUAGAGAAAGCCAAGUACGAUGAGCACACGCGUUAUCAUAUUGGGCGCCAGGCUUACAAAUGUCCACACUGUCUAAAAAUCUUUACUAAUUCUACGUAUUUUAAAAACCACCUUGCAGCCCAUUCUCGAAUAGAAACUAAGAAAAAACAAUUUAUAUGUGCACAUUGCCAAAAAGCCUUUAAAAUGGAAUCUUCCCUCAAACUUCACCUUCGUAAGCAUACGGGCGAACGACCGUAUCGUUGUCCUCACUGCCCCAAGGCCUUUAGACAGUUCAACGGUCUGCGCUUACACAUCUUUUCUCAUGGAGGUAAAACAGCCUUCCAGUGUCCUCACUGCAAAAAAUGCUUUUUAGAGAAGGCCCAUUACGAAGAACAUAGGCGGCAUCAUAUUGGGCGCCAGGCUUACAAAUGUCCACACUGUCCAAAAAUUAUGUCUCGUCCUUCAAGGUUAAAAAAGCACAUUAGAACUCAUACCGCCAAAAACAGUGAGGUAAUUGGCCAGUCUGAGCAAAACUCGAAGCUGACCGAGCAGGAGAAUGAAACAGGCUGCAGCAAAAUAGUAGAGGAUAAAGAAGAUGGCAUUAAGGACCUACAAACAGAACUAAGCUCAAAGAGCUACGAAGAAUGCAACGCAGAGGGCCUUGAAUUUACUGUUAAAAAGCAUCGAAUAUAUCCAACAAAAAACCUAUUUAAAUGCCCACACUGUACAAAAGCCUUUGUAUUUAAAUCUAGCCUCGAUAUGCACAUUCGUACGCAUACGGGCGAACGACCAUUUCAGUGUCCACAUUGUCCCAAAAAAUAUACACUGUUCGCGGGUCUGCGCGGACACAUCCUAAGUCAUGAAGGCAAAACUUCCUUUAAAUGUCCUCACUGCAGAAAAUACUUUGUAGAGAAAGCCAAGUACCAUGAACACACCCUAUAUCACAUUGGGCCCCAGGCCUACAAAUGUCCACACUGUCCAAAAAUCAGUACUCAUCCUACAAAGUUUCAAAUGCACAUUCGAACUCAUCUCCCAAAAGUCAAGUCCAAACAGCUUGAAGUAAAAAACUCGCAGCUGGCCGAGCAAGAUAAUAAAAUAGGCUGCAGCAAAGUAGCAAAGGAUAAAAAAAGAUAACAUUAAGCAGCAACAAGCAGAGCGAAGCUUAAAGAGCUACUAAGAAUGAAGAAUUGAUAUGCCCACAUUGCCAAAAGGCCCUUAAGAGAAAAUUUAGCCUCACCCUGCCUCAAAGAGUUUUAAACAGUUCAUGAAUCAUUUGCACAACCAUAU